This is a messenger RNA of Caenorhabditis sp. 36 PRJEB53466, 1706 nucleotides long. The record is from the annotation of a GenBank genome assembly. Lineage: Eukaryota; Metazoa; Nematoda; Chromadorea; Rhabditida; Rhabditidae.
AUGCUUUCUCGACUCACUUCCCGCUCGUUUGGAACCUCCGCCGCCUGCUCCAGAACCACUUCGAUCUACGGAGACAAGCGAGAGGUUGCUUUCCCAAUUGCCGGAAAGUCGCCGAAGGUCGUCUCUCUGGCCGAUGCCGUUCGUGACAUCAAGAGCGGAGACAACGUCUUCGUGCACGGAAUCGCCGCCACGCCGACCCCACUGCUUAAAAGUCUUUCGGAGCACGCUGUCGGCAACAACCUGAGCGGAGUGAAACUGCAUCACUUGCACUUGGAAGGAGCCACUCCCUGGACGGCACCGGAUGUCAAGAGUAAGAAACGCAGAACAAAUUGAGCAUAGAGCGAGCCGAGCUGUUUCAGACCGCAUCCGAUCGAACUCCCUGUUCACUGGACACAACCUGAGAGCUGCUGUCAAUGACGGAACCGCCGACUUUAACUCGUGCUUCUUGUACGAAGUUCCACUUCUGUUCCGCAAGGGAGCCAUCAAGCUGAACGCCUCUCUUAUCCACGUUUCUCCCCCAGACGCCUUCGGAUACUGCUCCCUCGGAACAUCGGUUGAUACUGCUCGUGCCGCCGUCACUAACUCCCCAUUGAUCAUCGGUAAGCAGAAUAACAUCUCCCUGCUUUCAUUGGUGUCUGAGGAACACCAAUGAGAAGGGUUUAAAUGAGUGGAAAUUGAACAAAUAUGACCCAUGAAAGUAAUUCAGACAGUUAGAACAACCUGUUACAGUCCGGGUAAACUGCCAAAUUUUCACCUAUGCCUGUUUUUUCAACGUAUACUUUCCAGCCAUGAUCAACAAGAACAUGCCACGCACGUUCGGAGACGGAAUCAUCCACGUUUCUCACAUUGAUUACCUCGUAAAUGAGGCCGACGGAUUCGAGCUUCAUCAGCGUCACAUUGGGCCACAAAACGAGCAGGAGAAGAAAAUCGGAAAGAUCAUCGCCGAGAACCUGGUCGACAAUGGAGCUACUCUUCAGAUGGGUACGGAAUUUAAUUGAGAUCUGUAUAACAUGUACCAUCUCAUUCGUUUUACAGGAAUCGGAGCUGUGCCAGAUGCCGCUCUUUCGGCUCUCAGCAAUCACAAGGAUCUCGGAAUCCACACUGAGAUGUUCUCCGAUGGUGUUUUGGAUCUGAUUGAGAAGAACGCCAUCACGAACGCCAAGAAGGCCAUCCAUCCAGGAAAGUUGGUUGUGUCCUUCGUCUAUGGAUCGACCAAGCUCUACAAGUACCUCAACGACAACCCGCUGAUUGAGUUCGGAGACGUCAACUGGGUCAAUGAUCCGGCCAUCGUUCGCAAGAACCCUAAGGUCACCGCCAUCAACUCUGCCGUCGAGAUUGACCUGACCGGACAGGUCGUCUCUGACUCUGUCGGAAAGCGCUUCUUGUCCGGAUUCGGAGGACAAGUCGACUUCAUCCGCGGAGCUGCCAUCGGAAACGACGGACUCGGAAAGCCAAUCAUCGCCCUGCCAUCCAUUUCCAAGAAGGGACAAAGCAAAAUCGUCCCAACCAUCAACGACGGAGCUGGAGUCGUCACUUCCCGCGCUCACGUGCACUACGUCGUCACAGAGUACGGAAUCGCUCAGCUCUGGGGAAAGAACAUGCGUCAACGUGCCUAUGAACUGAUCAAGAUCGCCCAUCCGAGCCAGCGGGAAUCGCUCGAGAAGGCCGCUUUCGAACGUCUGAAGGUGCUGCCGUCCGCCGACUAA